Messenger RNA from Gastrolobium bilobum, 1231 nucleotides. RefSeq lists its product as uncharacterized. The record is from RefSeq and is a predicted model, not a curated record. The transcript has 3 exons. Bases 199 to 786 code for a protein of 195 amino acids. Lineage: Eukaryota; Viridiplantae; Streptophyta; Magnoliopsida; Fabales; Fabaceae.
GGCUGCGCACGUCACUUUGAUGCUAAGUUCUCGCUAAAACCUCUGCAGCAACAAACCACAGGGUUUUGUAAAGUGUUCUCUUUUCAAAAUGGGGUUUACAGUAAUUAUAAUCAAUUAAUCAAUUACUGUUUCAUUAUAAAAGGAGUGUGUGUGAGGAAGAAGAAUCACAAGGCUGCGUUUGGCUUCCACACGACAAGGAUGGGUCAGGCAUUUCGUCGAGCAACUGGAAGAAUACGAGCAGCAUCCGAAGUUGACACUUCACACUUGUCUAAAACAAAGACCGCCGUCGAUCGACGACCUCCGCCGAAUGUUGCCGCCGACAUGGGGGCGGAGAUCUCGAAGGCCGCCGAACAAGACGCACGGGACGCUGAUGAUCAACCUAGAGUUAAUGUUGACAACAUCUUGGAAGAAAGAGAUCCCAAAUUUGAUGCUAUGCUUGGUCAAAUGGUUGGUAGAAUUACAUCAAAGCCUGGGGGGAAACCUGAGAUGGGUGAGGCCUCUCUGGUUGAAAAGUAUAAUAGGCCCAUGCCAAAAUUGCGAAAUACAAAACCAGAGUCUGGCAAAUAUGAGGAAAGACCGGUUCCUGCAGGAACUUUAAAUAUAGCACAGUUGCGACAUGUCAUCCUCUUGCAUGAAGGCAAGGCUGAUGAUCACGAUGGCCCCAUGGAUGUUCAUCAGAUUGCUAAAAAAUUCCAGGUCGAUGUCGUUCAGAUUCAGAGGAUCUUGCAAUUCUUAUCACAACCUCCAGAAGGUAGCAAUCAAGAUAAGAACAAAACGACGAGAUAAAUUGCAUUAUCAGCAUUGCUAACUGGUUCCUGUCUGAAAAAGGGAUAUUUUAAGUACAUUUGAAGUGUGGACGAAGUCUAGCCCAUUGAAAAAUGUAGUAGUUAUCUUCAACAGAAAAGGGAAUAUCAAAGUCUGGCCUCGGGUCUUUAUUGACUUGUAAUUGACUAUAUUAAGAAGUGUUUGUGCGGCCCACGGAUUUUGUCAGGACAUCUUAAUAUCAACAAUUGAAUUUCUCCUUGUGAUGGAAAUUAACUUUGGAGAGAGUGGGUUACAAUAAGGGUUUUGUAACCCAACACUUAGUUUUUGUUUGUUCAUUUUCAAUGAUUACCAACAAUCAUUUUAUUCAAGUCUCUGUCUCUAAUAAAACAGGAGCAAAUUGAGUAUUUGCUUUGCAAUACAUAGCAUGUUUUGUAUUCACUGUAAUUUCUUUCAGAUUUGCAGACGU